Messenger RNA from Truncatella angustata, 384 nucleotides. RefSeq lists its product as uncharacterized. The record is from RefSeq and is a predicted model, not a curated record. Bases 20 to 331 code for a protein of 103 amino acids. NCBI's taxonomy places the organism in Eukaryota, Fungi, Ascomycota, Sordariomycetes, Amphisphaeriales, Sporocadaceae. The transcript has a single exon.
AGCUAUAAGCGCGACGAGGAUGGUGUUGCUGUCGCUGCUGCGCAUAACAGCUAUAAGCGCGACGAGGAUGGUGUUGCUGUCGCUGCUGCGCAUAACAGCUAUAAGCGCGACGAGGAUGGCAUCGCUGUUGCUGCCGCCCAUAACAGCUAUAAGCGUGACGAGGAUGGUGUUGCUGUUGCUGCUGCCCAUAACAGCUAUAAGCGCGACGAGGAUGGUGUUGCUGUUGCUGCUGCGCAUAACAGCUAUAAGCGUGACGAGGAUGGCAUCGCUGUCGCUGCCGCCCAUAACAGCUAUUAGACUCAAUCGCAAAAGUCACCUACGGCCAUUAUAGCCUUGGAUGAUUGUGAGAGGAGGUCGAGGUAAUGAUGACAAGGGUACAUUAUC